GCACCGGCAGGGCUGGGGGGGCUGUUAAUAUCCCCCCCCCCGAAUCAACAGUCCCGCAGCCCCGAACCAGGCUGGGCUCUGGAAGAUGACUCAGUUCAUCCUCACCCGCUUGCUGUUGCCAUGGUUUCCAUUCACAGGCGGCGGGGGUGGGGGGGAGUGAGCAGCACAGAGAACAAGUGGAUCCCUCAGCUGGGUUCCUGCACCGGGACCGACCCCGAAUCCGCCGGAUCCAAGAGGCUACCCCAGAACCAGGCCCAGGUCUGCGUGGAGCCCCGAGUGGCAGCUGGGCCUCGUCUCCCUCACCACCCAGAUGCCCCCUGUGCCCCGGCUCUAUCCCGGGCUGAGGCCUUUCUCCGGCCACCCCAGGCUCUGCAGCCCAGCCAGGCAGCGGCGACUGGAGAGGAAGCUGCUCCUGGGAUCGGGGGACGCCUCCCUGCGAAGCCGCCAGGGGCUGGAGCCGUGACCCCGAGCUGCCCUCGCUCCAGGGGUUGAGAUCUGCCCUGGCCUCACCCCCACGCGCACAGACGGGGACAGCGACGGGGGCGUCCGCUGGCCCCUCCAGAGGCGGAUGGGCAGCCGGUGACCUGAGUCCAGGCGGCCGCCUCGCCAGCCCGGGUCCACGCUGAGCCGUGGCGCCGUGGGACAGGACCGGCUUGUCCCCAUGGAAGCCCUGGGGAAAUCCACCCUGUGGCUCUGCGGGGAGCUGGCGUCCCCGGCUGCCCGGCUGCACAUCCUGGAUUGCCGCAGCCGGGAGCGCUACGACUCCUGCCACGUGGCCCGGGCGCUGAGCGUGGCCUUGCCGGGGCUGCUGCUGAGGCGGCUGCGCAAGGGGAAGCUGUCGGUGCGGGCGCUGCUCCCGCCCGCGCCGGGCGCCGUCCUGCUGUACGACGAGGCCACGGCCACGCUGCCGCGCUGCGGCCAGGAGUCGGUGCUGGCCACGCUCCUGCGCAAGCUGCGGGAGGAAGGCUGCACGGCGUAUUACCUGCAAGGGGGCUUCUCCAAGUUCCAGUCCGAGUGGCCAGAUCACUGCGAGACCAGCCCGGAGGUGCCCGGCGCCAGCAGCUCCCCCGCUCCUACAGGGACCCCGGUGGUGGGGCUGGGGGGGCUGAGCCUGGGCUCGGACGGGGACUCGGGACCCCUGAGCGGCGGGGGGGGGGACUCGGAGGCAGCCAGCCCCCCGUCCUACCCGGUGCAGAUCCUGCCUCACCUCUACCUGGGCAGCGCCCGAGACUCGGCCAACAUGGAGACGCUGGCCCGGCUCGGCAUCCGCUACGUCCUCAACGUCACCCCCAACCUGCCCAACCUCUUUGAGGAGCAGGGCGGCUUCCGCUACAAGCAGAUCCCCAUCUCGGACCACUGGAGCCAGAACCUGGCCCGCUUCUUCCCGGAGGCCAUCGCCUUCAUCGACGAGGCCGUGUCCCAGAACUGCGGCAUCCUUGUUCACUGCCUGGCGGGUGUGAGCCGCUCGGUGACGGUGACGGUGGCCUACCUCAUGCAGCGCCUCAACCUGUCGCUCAACGACGCCUACGACCUGGUCAAGCGCAAGAAGGCCGACAUCUCGCCCAACUUCAACUUCAUGGGGCAGCUGCUGGACUUUGAAAGGGAACUGGGGCUGGCCGAGGGAUCGCCAGCGACCCCCGGAGCCCCCGACGGCCACGGCCAGACACCCACCUCCUCCCCAGGCUGCUUCUUCACGCCGCCACCCUCCGAAUGUGAGCAAGAGGGUGGCAGCUUCCAGCGUUACCCCACGUAG
Mauremys mutica (yellowpond turtle) is the source of this 1753-nucleotide messenger RNA. RefSeq names its product dual specificity protein phosphatase 9-like. The transcript has 4 exons. Gene Ontology annotation, cellular component: cytosol; cytoplasm. Lineage: Eukaryota; Metazoa; Chordata; Testudines; Geoemydidae. Gene Ontology annotation, biological process: protein dephosphorylation; negative regulation of MAPK cascade. Gene Ontology annotation, molecular function: protein tyrosine/threonine phosphatase activity; MAP kinase tyrosine/serine/threonine phosphatase activity. The coding region runs from base 662 to 1753 and encodes 363 amino acids. The record is from RefSeq and is a predicted model, not a curated record.